Molecule: messenger RNA, 185 nt
Organism: Phalaenopsis equestris
Lineage: Eukaryota; Viridiplantae; Streptophyta; Magnoliopsida; Asparagales; Orchidaceae
Product: delta(14)-sterol reductase-like
Exons: 2
Source: RefSeq, a predicted model, not a curated record
AACGCUCAGAGAAGGCAAGAUGGACCUGGCCGCUCUUCUACAUUCCUUCAUCCCAUCGUGGAGCUCAGCAGGCAUACUCCUGUCGUACCUUGUUUAUCUAGCGCUGGCCGGCGCCAUUCUGCCCGGAAAGACCGUUCCUGGUGCCGUGCUCUCCGAUGGCACCCGGCUGCACUACCGAUGCAACG